Molecule: messenger RNA, 1372 nt
Organism: Hordeum vulgare subsp. vulgare (domesticated barley)
Lineage: Eukaryota; Viridiplantae; Streptophyta; Magnoliopsida; Poales; Poaceae
Product: flavonoid O-methyltransferase-like protein Os11g0303600
Exons: 2
Coding region: 32-1126 (364 amino acids)
Biological process (GO): methylation
Molecular function (GO): O-methyltransferase activity; protein dimerization activity; S-adenosylmethionine-dependent methyltransferase activity
Source: RefSeq, a predicted model, not a curated record
ACCAACCUCAUAGCAAGAGAAAGAGAAAGCAAUGGCAGCCGAGUCUUCACAAACCAUGACAACCCCCACGGACGCCGAGCUGGUCCAGGCGCAGGCUGACCUUUGGCACCACUGCCUCAGCUACCUCACACCAAUGGCGCUAAGGUGCGCCGUUCAGCUCGGCAUCCCUACCGCCAUCCACCGCCUCGGCGGCGCCGCAUCGUUACCCGACCUGGUCACCGCGCUGUCCCUCCCGACAUCCAAGGUGCCGUUCGUCGGCCGCCUCCUGCGGCUGCUAGCCGCGACGGGUAUCCUGGCGUCCAACGAGGCUGGGAUGUACAGCCUCGUCCCACUGUCCUACCUCCUCGUGGAUGGUGUACGCAUUGACGGCGAUGCCAGUCAGACGGCUUUUGUGCUCACCGUGACCUCGCGCCAUUUCAUGGAGGCGGCCAUCGGGCUGGCCGACUGGUUCAAGAAUGAUAUCCCUCCGCCCGUGCCAUCACCAUUCGAGGAUGUGCAUGGAGCGGCACUCUUCGAGGAGAGUAUGGCGGCCCUCGACCCCGAGUGUGACAAGCUGUUCAAUGAAUCUUUGGCUGCUCAUGAUCAUAUGGGAAUCGGCACGAUAUUGCGGGAAUGCCAUGGCAUAUUCAAUGGCUUGCAGUCGCUCACCGACUGUUGUGGCGGUGAUGGAACGACAGCUAGGGCCAUCGUUAAGGCUUACCCGCAUAUAAAGUGCAAUGUGUUGGACCUUUCGAGGGUGAUCGAUAAAGCUCCGAGGGAUGGUUUCGUUAACUAUAUCGCCGGCGACAUGUUCCAUUCCAUCCCACCUGCUCAAGUUGUAAUGCUCAAGCUUGUUCUACACUUCUGGAGUGACGAGGAUUGCAUCAAUAUCCUAGCCCAAUGCAAGAAGGCCAUUCCUACCCGAGAAGCGGGAGGAAAAGUAAUUAUCAUAGACAUUGUGGUCGACUCUUCUUCAGGAAAGAUGUUUGAAACCCAACUGUUGAUGGAUAUGGCAAUGAUGGUAUAUACUAGGGGAAGACAGCGGGAUGAGCAGGAUUGGAAUGCCAUCUUUGUGAAAGCAGGGUUUAGCGACUACAAAAUUGUCAAGAAACUGGGAGCUCGAGGUGUCAUUGAGGUCUAUCCAUAAGGUUGUGCUUCAAAUAAUGUGAUGGCAACCCUUCCGUAUGUAUAAAUUAGUGGUGUGCUAUAAGAACUAAAUAAGGCGUCGGUGCCUUACUUUUAUGUAUGUCCGUGUGUGUGUGCGUGCGUAUGUGUGUGGAUUAGUUUCGAGAAGUGUUGAGGCACUCGGUGUGUGAGUGUCCAUGUUUGUGUGCUCCAACAAGCUGAGACAUUAAGCUUAUUUUGCAUUAUGGUAUAUGCAUAUAAUCUUGUA